ACUCCACCCGCGUUGUCCUCUUAAACAUGGUGGAUACAACUCCUCGGCUCUCUCUCUCACUCUCUCUCUCUCUCUCAAGCGAUCGAUAAAAUCAAAAUCUUUCCGAUCGAAACCCUAACUUCGAUCGUUCUCAAGGACGACCUUCGUUCCGUUCCCAUCUAACCGAUUCCUCUUGAGCGAGAUCGGUCAAUCUCUCUCCGCCCGUGCUCCAGUUGGCCAAGGUUCGCACUAUCGAGUACGGUCGAAUGGCUCUGCAAAAUUACGGGUUUUGAGGCAUGGGGUUGGGUCGAUGAAUGAUGCCGGAGUUGCGUAGCGGAGCGCGUAGGGGCCGAGCGCAGGCGAAUCCAGUGGUCCAGGCUGAGCAGCCGAAGACAAGGCGGCGACGGACGGCGAGGAUCCAGCGGCCAGUGGGCGAGAAUCCGCCUGCGGAGGAGAUCGGUCAAGUGGAAGGGCGCGGCGAGGUUGGGGGAUUGGCAGGGGAGGAAAUCCAGGAAGGGGUCGGGGAGAGGAAGAUGAAUGAUUGCAAUAGUGGGGCAAGGAGCGCUGAUAAACUCGCUGGCGGAGAGGACGAGGGGAACGCCGCACCGCUCCCAGAAAAGGUUCAAGUCAGCAAUUCACCACUAUACAAAGUUGAAAGGAAGCUAGGAAAAGGUGGAUUUGGACAAGUUUAUGUUGGCCGUCGAAUUUCGCCUGCCAGCACAAGUGAUAGGACCACUGGUUCUAGUGCUAUAGAGGUAGCGCUAAAGUUCGAGCACAGGACCAGCAAAGGUUGUAAUUAUGGUCCACCUUAUGAAUGGCAAGUGUACAACACACUUGGUGGUAUUCACGGGGUGCCAAAAGUUCAUUACAAGGGCAGGCAAGGGGACUACUAUGUCAUGAUUAUGGAUAUACUGGGACCAAGCCUUUGGGAUGUAUGGAAUAACAAUUCUCACACAAUGUCCGUGGAAAUGGUUGCAUGUAUUGCAAUUGAAGCAAUCUCCAUAUUGGAGAAUAUGCAUUCAAAAGGUUAUGUACAUGGGGAUGUGAAACCUGAAAAUUUUUUACUUGGACCUUCUGGGACUUCUGAAGAAAAAAAAUUGUUUCUUGUUGAUCUUGGCUUAGCCACUAAGUGGAAGGACAGUUCAACAAAUUUGCAUGUUGAAUAUGAUCAACGACCAGAUGUUUUCAGGGGGACUGUGCGCUAUGCUAGUGUUCAUGCUCACCUUGGGAGGACAGCAAGCAGAAGAGAUGAUUUAGAAUCCCUUGCUUAUACACUUAUCUUUCUUCUCCGUGGCCGUCUACUUUGGCAAGGGUAUCAGGGUGAAAAUAAAGGUUUCCUUGUGUGCAAAAAGAAGAUGGCUACAUCUCCAGAGUCUCUUUGUUGCUUUUGCCCACAACCUUUCAAACAGUUUGUUGAAUACGUGGUCAACUUGAAGUUUGAUGAAGAACCUAACUAUGCAAAGUACAUCUCACUUUUUGAUGGCAUAGUAGGUCCUAAUCCAGAUAUUAGGCCAAUUAACACUGAUGGAGCUCAAAAGGUUAUCAAGCUUAUAUAUCAGGUAGGUCAAAAAAGAGGUCGUCUAAUGAUGGAAGAAGUUGAUGAACAGCCCAAAAAGAAGAUUAGGAUGGGGUUGCCGGCAAACCAAUGGAUUAGUGUUUAUAAUGCACGACGACCUAUGAAACAGAGGUACCACUACAAUGUUGCUGAUAUGAGGCUUGCACAGCAUAUCGAGAAGGGGAAUGAAGAUGGUUUAUUCAUUAGUUGUGUGGCAUCGUGUAACAAUCUUUGGGCGUUGAUCAUGGAUGCAGGCACUGGCUUCACUGCUCAAGUUUAUGAACUAUCUACAAACUUUCUUCACAAGGAAUGGAUAAUGGAACAAUGGGAGAAAAAUUAUUAUAUUAGUACACUAGCCGGGACAAACAAUGGCAGCUCCUUGGUGGUUAUGUCUAAGGGUACUCUAUAUGCACAACAAUCAUACAAAGUGAGUGAGUCAUUUCCGUUCAAGUGGAUAAACAAAAAGUGGAGGGAAGGUUUUUAUGUUACUGCAAUGGCAACAGCCGGAAAUAGGUGGGCUGUCGUUAUGUCUCGUAAUGCAGGUUUUUCUGAGCAGGUUAUUGAACUUGACUUCCUUUACCCUAGCGAAGGUAUUCAUCGAAGAUGGGAUAAUGGCUAUCGCAUAACAGCAACUGCUGCAACAUGUGACCAGGCUGCCUUGGUGCUUAGUAUACCUAGAAGGAAACUAAUAGAUGAGACACAAGAGACCCUUAGAACAUCUGCUUUUCCUAGCCAACAUGUGAAGGAGAAAUGGGCGAAAAAUCUAUAUAUUGCAUCCAUAUGUUUUGGCCGCACUGUUUCAUGAAGUUGCUGACCUUCACCAGAACCAUUAAGCACCUUUUGCCAAAUUGCAACAACAACUGGCGGCUAGGAUUACCUUAUUAAGGCACCUUUCGUUUUAUUGCUGUGGUAACCAACUUAGUGGUGCCAUUCUCUGUCAAGUUUUGAAGAUGCCCUUUGCUUGAGCAAUCAAAAUAUAUUUGUUUUUUGGCAUCUUAAGUAAAUUUAAGGUUGUAUAGUUCUAAUAUUUAGGUUGGAACUGCUUAUUUUUGCAGAAAUUUAACCAUCUAGUGGAUGGGAUCAUUUUACUAUAACUGCUGUUUUAUUU
This is a messenger RNA of Zingiber officinale, 2642 nucleotides long. RefSeq names its product casein kinase 1-like protein HD16. The transcript is spliced from 16 exons. Bases 294 to 2339 code for a protein of 681 amino acids. Gene Ontology annotation, biological process: peptidyl-serine phosphorylation; endocytosis; signal transduction. Gene Ontology annotation, molecular function: protein serine/threonine kinase activity; ATP binding. Gene Ontology annotation, cellular component: nucleus; cytoplasm. The record is from RefSeq and is a predicted model, not a curated record. NCBI's taxonomy places the organism in Eukaryota, Viridiplantae, Streptophyta, Magnoliopsida, Zingiberales, Zingiberaceae.